Messenger RNA from Pogoniulus pusillus (Red-fronted tinkerbird), 3728 nucleotides. It is a transcript of the gene SKOR1, whose product is annotated as SKI family transcriptional corepressor 1. The record is from RefSeq and is a predicted model, not a curated record. Gene Ontology annotation, biological process: negative regulation of BMP signaling pathway; negative regulation of transcription by RNA polymerase II. NCBI's taxonomy places the organism in Eukaryota, Metazoa, Chordata, Aves, Piciformes, Lybiidae. Gene Ontology annotation, molecular function: DNA-binding transcription factor activity, RNA polymerase II-specific; RNA polymerase II cis-regulatory region sequence-specific DNA binding; SMAD binding. Gene Ontology annotation, cellular component: nucleus; transcription regulator complex. Bases 515 to 3076 code for a protein of 853 amino acids. The transcript has 10 exons.
GGGAAGAGAGGACCGGUUCCCGGUGCAGUCGGUACCCGCCCCGGGGAUCCGCGGUACCGCUCCCGCCGUCGAGGAGAAACGGGCACACUGUGGGCAACGGCAUGGCCCGGCGCAGGGAAGGGCACGGUGGAGAGGACUGGGGUAGGAGUCUCCGUGCUGUCACCGGAUCAAUGUGCAACGUCUCCCAAGUACGGAUCCGGAUCCUCCCUCGGUAACGCGCGGCUUGGUCAUUCGCUCUUGUUGCAUUUCAACCGGGAAGACGCGGCCGCCGUUACCGAGCGCUGGCAACGAAGGCGUCGGGUGAAGGGUACGGAACCUGCCUACCUGCCUCUGAAUCCCGGUGGGUCGCCCACGGGGAAAGGGGCUGGUGGGGACGGACCACCCCCCACCUCCCCUCACCCCCGUAACCUGUCCCCGGAGCUGAUGGCGGGCCCGGCCCCGGGCUGCGGGCCCUAACCCCGAGGAAAGCCUGCACGUCCAGCCGACCUUCUGGCGCGGGGCGUUUUGGGGGGGAAUGGAGGCGAUCGCCAGUCAGAUGGGAAAUGGGAGAGAUGCAAGCUCCUCCCCAAAUUCAAAGCAAGAGCUGCAGCCCUACCAGGGCUCCAAUACCCUCAAGCCCAACCAAGUGGGUGAGACCUCUCUGUACGGCGUGCCCAUCGUGUCCCUGGUCAUCGACGGGCAGGAGCGGCUGUGCCUGGCGCAGAUCUCCAACACGCUGCUCAAGAACUACAGCUACAAUGAGAUCCACAACCGGCGGGUGGCCCUGGGCAUCACCUGCGUGCAGUGCACCCCGGUGCAGCUGGAGAUCCUCCGGCGGGCCGGGGCCAUGCCCAUCUCCUCCCGCCGCUGCGGCAUGAUCACCAAACGGGAGGCGGAGCGGCUCUGCAAGUCCUUUCUGGGCGAGCACAAACCCCCCAAACUGCCCGAGAACUUCGCUUUCGACGUGGUGCACGAAUGCGCUUGGGGCUCCCGGGGCAGCUUCAUCCCGGCCCGGUACAACAGCUCCCGAGCCAAGUGCAUCAAGUGCAGCUACUGCAGCAUGUACUUCUCCCCCAACAAGUUUAUCUUCCACUCCCACCGCACCCCGGACUCCAAAUACACCCAACCUGACGCCGCCAACUUCAACUCCUGGCGCCGUCACCUCAAGCUCAGCGACAAAACAGCCACCGAAGAGCUGUCCCAUGCCUGGGAGGAUGUCAAGGCCAUGUUCAACGGUGGCACCCGCAAGCGGACCUUCUCCCUGCAAGGGGCGGCCGCCGCCGGGCCCGGGGCCGGCUCUCCGGCCGCCAAAACCUCUCUUCACCCUCCUCCUCCCGCCGGGCCAGAGCUUGCCCCGGCACACAAAAGCCUCCGUUGUAGCGGGCAGGAGCCGACGGGCGAACGGGGGACCUUGGGGCUACCGGCGGCUCACGGCGGGGCGACGGGCGGGCACGGUGGGGCGGGCGCGGUGCGCAGUUACCCAGUGAUCCCAGUGCCCAGCAAAGGCUUCGGGAUGCUGCAGAAGCUGCCGCCGCCUCUUUUCCCUCAUCCUUACGGUUUCCCCGCCGCCGCUUUCGGACUCUGCCCCAAAAAGCAGGAGGACGCGCUGGGGGGUGCGGGAGGCGGUGAGGCGGGCAAGGGUGGUGCGUUACCACCCGGCAUGUUUUGGGGACCCCCCCAUCCACACCCGCACCAACCGGCCCAACCUCCGCACCAGCCCGGAGCCGCCAAGGACACCGGGGUCUACCCAUCCUUCCCCGUCUUCUGGCCGGCCGCCGGCAGCCUGCCCGUGCCGCCCUACCCGGCGCAGAGCCAGGCCAAGGCGGCGGCCACGGCCGUGGUGGUGGCGGCUGCGGCAGCGGCGGCAGCUGCAGCGGCAGAACCGCCCGGUUUGUCGGGCCGGCACGGAGAGCUGGAAGGCUCGGAGCCGUCGGGGAGCGGGAGGAGCAGCGCUACCCCCCAGGAGGGAGCCGGGGCGGAGGGAGAGCGUUGUCCCAGCGCCUUGUCCCGGGCGGCGGGUGAAGAGGAGCGCUCCGGGGAUGAAGCGCUGCUUCCCCCACUGCCCCUGCCCAGGAAGGGCAACUACCUCUCCGCUUUCCGUCCGGUGGUGAAGGACGCCGAGAGCAUCGCCAAGCUGUACGGGACCCGGGAGGCAUACGGCGGCGGCGGCCCCCGCGGCCCCGGUUAUCUCUCUCCGGACUUCCUCAGCGAAGGCAGCUCCAGCUACCGAUCGCUCUCGCCUGGGGGGGACACGGCCGAGGAGCCUGAGGUGGAUGUGGAGUCCAACCGCUUCCCGGAAGACGAGGAAGAGGAUGCUGCUGCCGCCUCUGCCCCCGCCGAGGGACGGGAGCCGCCGCCUCCCCGGCUGCUGGACGGUACCGAGGACCCUCCUCCGUCCUCCACAGCCGAUGGACCCGAGGAGAAGGGAGGCGAGCCGGCGGUGCAGGAGGGAGGGCAGAACCCCGACGGCAGCCCGGAGCGGAGCAACAGCAGGGAAGCCUACGAGGUGUACGCGCCGGAGAGGGGGGAGCACCUGCAGCCGCUGAAGACAACGGCCUCGCUAGGACCCCCGCUCCCGUUCCUGUGCACCCCGGAGGCGAAGGAGCAAGAUAAAGAAGACAAUCACUCCGCGGCAGAGGAUUUAGAGACCAGAAAAUCCUAUCAGGACCAAAGGAAUGUCUCUCAUCCCAGCCCUGUAAAUACCGACAGAGCAGACGAAGGCCUCGGCAUGGAUGUCGCCGGGACGCAGCUGGUGGAAAAGGACAUCGAAAAUUUGGCCCGAGACGAGUUACAAAAACUGGUCCUGGAGCAAAUGGAGUUAAGGAAAAAGCUGGAGAGGGACUUCCAGAGCCUGAAAGAUAACUUCCAGGACCAGAUGAAGCGGGAGCUGGCGUACCGGGAGGAGAUGGUGCAGCAGCUGCAGAUCGUCCGAGACACGCUGUGCAACGAGCUGGACCAGGAGAGGAAAGCGCGCUACGCCAUCCAGCAGAAGUUGAAAGAAGCCCACGACGCGCUGCAUCAUUUCUCCUGCAAAAUGCUGACCCCGCGGCACUGCACCGGGAACUGCUCCUUCAAGCCGCCGCUGCUGCCCCAGUGAGACUCUCCCUGGACCCGCCCUGGGACCCCUCCCUAUCCUCCGUCCCCCGAAGCCAUGCGGGCAGAGCCCACAUAAGCCAUUUCCACGAGGAGACAACUUGUACAUAGAGGAUUUGGAGCCCGGUUUUCCUCGGACUGGCAAUAGGGCGGGGAGGGGGAGUCGGGACCCCCCCAAACUGCUCCCUAAGCCCUUCACCCCGCUCCGCCUACAGUUCUCUUCACUCCUCCCGCUCCCCAAUCCCUGUGUGUCCGCUUCUUCAUCUCUUGUCCAGACUGGAAACAAAAGUGGCUAUGUGCAAUGGAUAUAAAUGUACUGUGAUUCUCUUGGUACAGUAUUUGUUGGAUCUUUAUUUAUUUAUGAUGUAUACUUAUUCCCUCUAUCCCCUCUCCCCCCCAACCCCGGGCCCUCACCUCCCUCACCACUCCCCCCUUGUACAUUUCUGGAUGUAACAGCACUUUAACGGGGCUUUAUUGCGACUCUGGAGCCAUCCCAACGCUCAGCCCGCUCCUGGGAAGAGACCCAUGUACGGGAUUUUGGUUCUUUAAUAAAAACAGACUUUAAGAAGCCGCCUACUCCAUGGAGCUGUCCCGGGACGGGGGUGUCCCCCUUUCCUAGCCCCGAGGUUGAGCCACAACAGGGUGGGGGCUGCCUA